Molecule: messenger RNA, 516 nt
Organism: Bombus impatiens (common eastern bumble bee)
Lineage: Eukaryota; Metazoa; Arthropoda; Insecta; Hymenoptera; Apidae
Exons: 3
Source: RefSeq, a predicted model, not a curated record
AAUACUCUAAAUAUUGGAGGAACGGGUGGUUUCCGCUUUAUGACGGAAAUAAAGGAGGGUGUAUAUGGUAUUGGAAUAUGGCCUGACGGUACAGAUGCUGAUUAUGAUAGUUUAGUGGAUGAAAUAGAAGCAGCGAUCCCGGAAUGUACUCAAUGGUCAAAUCGUAGACCAAAUAUAGGAGAUUUUGUAUUUGGUCAAAGGAUAGACAACACUUGGAUUAGGGGAUAUAUUAUAUGUGUGCUACCAUCCUUAAAACUGGCUAUGAUCGACGAAACUAAAUUAGUGCGAGUUAGUUGCCUUGCUACGUGCGAACCACCCCUUUCAGAUAUGUAUGCAUUUACUGGAGUAUGUGAAUUAAAUGAUACUACAUAUAAAUUGGAGGAAUAUGAGGAUUAUGAAUUUAAAGUAGUAGGCCGACCAGAUGAUGAGAAACCAGACGAAUUUGAAAUAUUAAUUCUUAAAGGAGAUUCUGUGUUAAAAGCUACUAUAAAGCCUUGGAUUCCAACGCCGGAACAA